AUGGGCGUCUUCCAGUCUCCCCAAGGGCUGGCUGUGGACCCCCUCAACCGCCUCCUGGUACUGGCCCCCACCUCUGUACUGGGUCUGCGGGGCUCCUGCUGGGUGGGCCCAGGGCCUGAUGAUGGAGGCCUUGCUGUGAGUGACGGGUGUGGGAAUGUGCAGCUAUUUGGCAGUACUCUUCAGCCCCUGGGCUCCCUGGGUGACCAGACAGGGCAUGCCUUUGGCAGCCCAGUGGACCUGUGCUCCGAUUCAGAGGACGACGUCAUCGUGAGGGACGAGCAGCGGUGUCAGGUGACCCUGUUCCCCUGGACUGGGGCGCCAGUCUGCCUGGUGUCCUAGGGGUUGGGGCAGUCCUCCGGCGUGGCCUGUGCACCCCAGGGCCAGCUCGUGGUGGCGGAUGCCAGGGACCACUACAUCAAGGUAUACAAGCACUGCUUGGAGUGGGCCUAA
This is a messenger RNA of Loxodonta africana (African savanna elephant), 450 nucleotides long. RefSeq names its product NHL repeat containing 4 (gene NHLRC4). NCBI's taxonomy places the organism in Eukaryota, Metazoa, Chordata, Mammalia, Proboscidea, Elephantidae. The record is from RefSeq and is a predicted model, not a curated record.